This is a messenger RNA of Notechis scutatus (mainland tiger snake), 2490 nucleotides long. RefSeq names its product H2.0 like homeobox (gene HLX). NCBI's taxonomy places the organism in Eukaryota, Metazoa, Chordata, Lepidosauria, Squamata, Elapidae. Gene Ontology annotation, biological process: regulation of DNA-templated transcription. The record is from RefSeq and is a predicted model, not a curated record. Gene Ontology annotation, molecular function: DNA-binding transcription factor activity, RNA polymerase II-specific; sequence-specific DNA binding.
GGAUGUGGGUGCGCGCGCGAGGUUGUUUUUUUUUUGGGGGGGGGGGGGUUGUUAUUUUGUUUGUCGCGCCUGGCUUUCGCAGCGCGUGGCUUGAGCUCUGCGUGGCCUCGUUUCGCCUCCAACGAUGCGGCCAGCAGGCCAAGAGACAUUUCGGCGUUGAGCUCUCCAGGCUGACCAGAGAAAAGGGGGCAGUUUACUUCUUACUGGUUUGCUGACUGGCGGCAGGUCGGUGGGAGCACACAGUCUGUGGGUCCAUCUGGCCGGUUAAAAGGAGCUGAGACAAGAGCGGGUGGCCGCCGGAUCGGCAGGAUGUACACUGCCGGACUCGCCCCGUUUUAUGCUUCCAACUUCAGUCUGUGGUCGGCGGCAUAUUGUGCCCCGGCCGGCCCCGGCGCUGGCGGCUGUUUCUCCUUGGAUCCCUCGGGGCUCAAGAAACCGUCUUUCUGCAUCGCGGACAUCUUACACGCUGCCGCAGGAGGAGAAGCCUCUGUGGACGGCCUGUCCGGAGGAACCGCGGCUAAUCUGGCCUCCCAUUUAGGUGGAAUCCAUGCCCAUGCCCAGUACCGCGGCGCCGCUUCCCCGCUCAGACCAACCCCCAUGGUGGCUCCGGACACUUCAGUCGCCUUCGCCACUAGGCUGUCACCUCUCUCGGCUACCUACCACAACUCUCAUCCUCAGCACCAACGCUCUCCCACAGGGGGCUCCGGCGGGGCUGCACGAACCCCGGGCGGAGGGCAAAGCCGCCAGACCCACCCUGGCUCUGCAGCCGCUCCCUCUAGCAAAGACUUGAAAUUUGGGAUUGAUCGCAUUUUGUCUGCCGAGUUCGACCCGAAACUGAAGGAGAGCAACACUCUGAGAGAUCUGACCUCUUUAUUAACCGCCAGCCGCCCAAGCGGGGUUCAUGUCCCCACAUUACAGCCUCCGUCCGGCCAGUUCUUCACGUCUCUAGAACCCAUUAACGAGACUUCUGGGGUCCUGGGACCCUUAAACACAACCCCAAGGAAUUCCGUUCAGCACCAGUUUCAAGACACUUUUCCAGGUCCGUAUGCGGUGCUUACGAAAGACACGCUGCCUCAGACCUACAAACGGAAACGCUCGUGGUCCCGGGCAGUUUUUUCUAAUCUCCAAAGAAAAGGGUUGGAGAAACGCUUUGAAAUCCAGAAAUAUGUCACCAAACCGGACAGAAAACAAUUGGCCGCCAUGUUAGGGCUCACAGAUGCUCAAGUGAAAGUCUGGUUCCAGAACCGGCGCAUGAAGUGGCGACAUUCCAAAGAGGCGCAGGCGCAGAAAGACAAAGAGAAAGAGCCGGCCGAGAAGGUGGCUGCAGCCGGAGCGGCUCUCGGGCCUGGGCCAGCGGGCGAAGGUGAGCUCGAGCGCAGCCCGAGCCACUCGGAAGGCGAGAGCGACAGCAGCGAGGCAGAAUCCCUGGAUCUGGAGCUCGGUAGCGACGCGGAACGGACUGAGGCCGGAGCUACCCCCGAUCAGGCCAUGCAGCGGCACAUGUCGGAGGUGCACCCACCCGCCGGUUCAGAGACCGCAGCUCACCCCGAGGCGCCACCUGCUCUCCCAGGCCUGGAGCAAGGCCGAGAGCCUCUGCGGUGCCCCGAGCCUUCGUUUUGCCUGCGGGACUCUCCGUGAUGGCCUCCUUUCGGCUCCAGCUCCGAGGGCCCAGCCUGACAACCCUCUUGGAUGCGGGAUACUAACUCCUAGUGUGGGCGGAGCGCUCCUGAAUGGGUUCCGGGGGAAUUGACUUUGAACAGCGGGUGGAGCUGGGCUUACCUUCGGAAUCGGGGCCCUGUCCCUAUAUGGAGUGUGCGGGGGGGGAGGCUCCCCAAAAGACACGGGGCGGCCCAGAGGUGAUCCUGCAGGCCUCCAGAUGGCGCGCCCUGAACGGGUCCACUCAGGUAGGGAAGUUGGGCGCCUUCCCAGCAAAAAGUCCCCAGGCCACGAAGGCUUCUGGUUGGAGGAGCUUAGCAAAGGCCAAAGCGGGGGGGUGGGGAGGUUGGCUUUUGCAGCCUUCUAUUCUCCUCGGGCUCCCUCGCCCCUGGCAAAUGGUUGCUUUUGCCAAAUGACUUGGAGGAAGUUGGAGAAAAGUGGAUUGUAAAUAAAGAGUUUCUUAACAUUUUAACGGGUAUUUUUGUUCACGGCAAAAGUAGGCUAGUUGCCUUAAUGGUCUGACAGCUGAGUUGCUGAUUCUAACUUACCUGCCUCACCUGAGCAUGGAUUCACCUUCUCCCCAAAUCUCCAAGUUCUGUGUCCCCCAUAGGAUGGUGUGUAAUAAAUACUUUGAAGAAGGGUAGGCAAAGUUUGUUCCAAAUUUUUCCUGAAUGAAAACCAAAGUUGUAGUAUAGGAAAGCAACCCUUUCAGGGAUUUUAAAUUUCCCUAUUUAUAUAUUGAAAAGCAAGGAUUUCAUAUCAGGCUCUGCAUUUAAUUUCUGUAGUUACAGUGAAUGGCUUGGUGAGAAGCAAAUGGCACUUAAAAAUCCACUA